CCCUCUCUCGUUCACUAACUCACCCCUCACCACUCUCACCCCUCUAUUAAGUUUCAAGCGCCUCUUCCUCCUGAACUGAACAACACACACCAAACAGAGGACUGGACGGGAAGCAGACACGGGCUCUCCUGCACCGGCCUCCCUCGCCUCCCAUUUCAUCAUUAUCUCACUUCAUAUCUGAUUAAUUGUAGCUCUAUUCAUUUAUCUUUCUGUCUCAUGUCAGUGGUCAGCUCAUUUAUUACCACGCUUCAUUCUAAUUUCUCUCAACUCACUCAUUCAUCAGAGGACAGUUGACAGCUGUAUCACCUCUUUUUCACGUGAUCAAAUCUACAACCUAGGUUCCUUUCUUGCAUCCUCCCAUCUAUUAUUUGCUCCCCUCAUCUAGUCCUAAGUCCUUUUCCCCAUCCCCUGGUCCCCCUGGCCACUUAGGAUCAGCAUGUGGUCCAACUUCUUCGUGCAGCAGGAUGACGACGGUCGGAUCGGGGUGGCCGCGGCCGGACCGGGUGGGGGACUGGGUGGAAUGAAGGGUGGACGGGCAACGAGGCGAGUCCCCAAGAUGAGUGACAGCCAGGAGGGGAAGAUCAAGCUGGCCUUCUUCGUCGCCAUCAUCGGCGUGACCCUGACGGUUUUGGGCAUGGGGACAGAGUUUUGGGCGGUGCUGGCCCAACCAAAGCAUUUCGGCGGCAACCACACCUGCCAGAUGGCCCACUACGGCCUGUGGAAGGGCUGCAUCCGCACCCUGCUGGUGGCCGACAUCGACCCGGAGAGGAUGAGCUGCGGCCCUGCUGAACUACCUGGAGAAUCCAACUGCACCUACUUCAAAUUCUUCACCUCUGGGGAGAAUGCAGUCAUAUUCAAGAAGACGACUAACAAGAAUCUGAAUCUUGCAGCAGCCAUCUUGGCCCUGUUGAGUCUGACCAUGAUGGUCACGGGCUCCAUCUGUAUCGGAAUGUCUCUGAGCAAGGGAGUACCUUUCUUUCUCAAACCCGCCGCCUUCUGCUUCAUCCUGUCAGGUGUGCUGGUUCUCUUCUCUAUCCUGAUAUUCCACCAGUCAGUGCUGGCCUUGUUGUCCAGUGAUCACUCCAUACCUCUGCACCACGAGCUGUCCUGGUCCGUAGCCUGCGUGGGCUCAGCGGGAGCCGCUCUCAUUUUCGGAGGCAUCCUCUUCAUCAUCCUCUCUCUUCCUUUCAGCCCCUGGCAGAAAUGCUUGCCACACAAGAAUAGCGCCACCUAACACUUGAAUACCGAAAUGUACAUAUAGUAUCCUUUAAGUGUUAAUGUCCAUUUCCUGAGGGCUGCAACUUUCAGCUUGCUCUUGGCAUUUCAUUUGUCAGAGAAGUCAUAAGAGGUCUUAAUCAAACAUUUGACAAAAAGUCAUGAGCAACAAUGAGGAAUUCCCUUAGAGUUAAGAUGAGAAAAUGCGUUCUGUGUUUUUGUUUAGUAGAAAACAGUGGGAGGCACUGACUGUUAACUUGUUUGGCUCUAUGGUGUGCUUACGUCAACAAGAGUCUAAUAGAUAUUUCUGCUAGGAAGUAUAUAUCUUUCUAAAUGUUCAGACACUUAUAAUAUAACGCUUUGUAGUCUUUUACAUAUGAAAGCCCAUUUCUGCCUAGUAAUAAAAACAUGUUGAGUAAAAUGAUUAGGCCUGGAUUAUAUGGAUAAAAACUAUAUCAAAAUACAAAUUCUCAUGACAGCGGAUGUCAAUAAUUAUCACAAUUUAUGUCAAUUUAUAGUUUCUUUCAAGUUUAAAGAGAGAAUUUUGCUCCUGAGUGAAGGUGGUGGUUUAAAAAUAUUCUUUAAGAGCAGAGAAUGACAAACAUUUAAAUAAAUCUGAGGCAGAUCAAUUCUGUGUUGUAAGCAUUAUAUCGAUAUAUUGGACUUUUGAUGUGUUGCUAUCUAUGACAAUAACGUUGUUAUAAUCAUUGAUAUUGUUUCAUAGCUAAAAAAGCAUCCUCUGGUGUUUGUCUAUGCCCUUUACAAUGACACCCACUGCAGCAGCGCCUUUAGAUCAAUGCUCAGGAUGAAACACUUUGUCACAGUUGAAGAAUAAAUCUAUUUCAUUGUUUGAUAAUUCUAUAGUUAAGGUUUGGUUCAUUUCCAGCACAGUGAUGUUGACCAUGGCACAGUUAAAGAAACAGAGCAAUUAAUGAUAAACUCACUUUUCAUGGUUCUGGGACCUUCAUCUUUGGAGCUGCAAUAAGCACUGUGAGGAGAAAUCGUAAUAGAUUAAAAGAUGUUGGCUGUUGCCUCGGAAAAAGGAAACAGGAAACAGGAAACAGGCAUAAGGGUGAAAAGUCAGAUAUUUGCUGGACCCAUCCAUCCAUCACAACCUCUAACCUUUGUUGCUCUGUGAGACAAACCCGUCAUAAUUAUUGGCUGCUAUAGAUUGUAUUCAAAUAUCUUUCCAUUUUUGUCUCUUGGCAGAAAUGGUCUUCCAUUGUUAAAGACUCCUCUGCACCAUCAGGACGUUUCUGAUGAUCUUACCAAUCUCGUCAUAUCCUCUACAUGUUGACUUAUCGAUAGAAUCAAUGAGUGUCUUUGAUAUUCUACACAGGUUUUUUUUUUUAAAGACUUAAUACUUGAUAACCAGGAGGCUUUGGUUUUCAUUAUUUAUUACUCUUGUGUGUUUUAUCAGUAUCAUGUGAAUGCUACUUUAUUAUAUGAACUUAAGAUGAAUGAUAUCAACUGUGAGAAGAGAUGAAAAUACCAUUUUGUAUACCAGAGAAUCAUAUGGACUCACUUAAUAAGCUCAACUCUGUACAUAAUAAUGAUAAUGGAUGUUUAUUUUGUGAAUGGUCACUGUUUGUUAAGUGUCCGUCUAUUUGCAAUAUGCAGUACAUUUAUUUUAUUUGUGUCAUCGGAUGCUCACUUUUUUUCUCCACCAACAAAUAUUAUUUUAUGGAUUAUGCACCGCGCUCAUUUCUAUUCAUGUUUAUCUACAGUAUGUGGCACUACUUCUGCUUUUCAUUAAAGGGAUUUG
Platichthys flesus (European flounder) is the source of this 2980-nucleotide messenger RNA. RefSeq names its product calcium channel, voltage-dependent, gamma subunit 6b (gene cacng6b). Bases 437 to 1234 code for a protein of 265 amino acids. Gene Ontology annotation, biological process: regulation of calcium ion transmembrane transport via high voltage-gated calcium channel. The transcript has 5 exons. Gene Ontology annotation, cellular component: membrane; L-type voltage-gated calcium channel complex. Lineage: Eukaryota; Metazoa; Chordata; Actinopteri; Pleuronectiformes; Pleuronectidae. Gene Ontology annotation, molecular function: calcium channel regulator activity. The record is from RefSeq and is a predicted model, not a curated record.